AGGCUAGGGUGCCUGUUGGAGCCAUUUUUGGAGGUCAACAGGUUCGUUCAAGUUCUACUAAACUUAACAAAAGCAGCCAAUGUUCGCUUUACCUUCCAUCAAUAAAGGGCAAGAAAGAACGAAACUAAGGGUUGCUUUGGAAGACAUAAUUGCGGCCUAACCGUGGGGCUCAUUGCCAUGAAUGCAAUGAGGCAAUAUAGAUAGCUAUUAAACACCAACUUAAAAUCAUAAUACAUCACUAUAAAUUGGUGGAAUGUUCCUAUCAAACAUUUAAAUUCAUUACCUUAUUUAUUUAUGUUGCACAAUAAAUAUAUAUCGCAUAUCUAUCUCUAUAUAAACAUAUUCACACACUAAAUCUUAUGUUCUCUACUCAAAACACACACACACUCCUUAUUUUUCUUUAGUGAACUAGUUCUUCUUGAAUCCCACCCCACCCCACUCUCUAUCAUCUACCCAAAGAGAAAUGAGUAAGUGUUUUUUUCAUCCCGAUGAGUUGGUUGUUGGGGUUUGUGCAUUGUGCUUGAAUCAAAAGCUUUUAGUUUUAGCUUCAAAGCAAGGACAUAUUCAACAAAAAAUAGCAACUCAUAAACAGAAAAAGUCCGUGGCCUUGCCCAAGAUUUUUGCACUAAAUGGACAAGAAAUCAGACGCCACAAAUCCAAGGAAUAUUGUCUAAGUUCCUCCAGCAGUGGAGAAGAUUCCUUUAUAUCAAUCAAGUUUGAAGACAAUGGUGUUGCCUCUUGGGACAAGGGCACAACCAAGAAAAUCAAGAGUGUAGUGGAGCAAGCGAAGCCACAAAGAACGCUAAUGUGGCGGAGGCGGAUUGGCUACCUCUUCCAACUGAGCAGAUGGAGGAAGUCUAGUAAACACAAUGUGGGUACAAAGUUAGAAGGAGCAAAGGUUAGAUAUGGGUGGAUAAGGACCCUUGCAAAGAGGGAGACCAAAGAAUAAUGGGUUGGGACAGAAAGUGACAAGCCUGCCCAACACUACUAUGUAUAAAAUCUUAAAAAUGCUUUUGGUGUUAAAUCAUGGAGUGAAAGGUAGAGGAUGGGGUUAGUACAGGAAAAGAACAUGUAUUCCAGAACUAACUUAAAAAAAAAAAAAAAAAAGGAUAGAUGUGCCAUGAAAGUUGUCACACUAAUUCCGCUUGCAAUAAUUUGAUUAAUUCUCCUCAAAAACAUUUAGAUAACAUUUAGAUUACAUCAUGAUAAGGGACAAGCUCAUGCAGUGUUAGAGUAGAACACAAGUGUCAUCCCAUAAAUGAUGUACCGGACUAAGAGCACGUUCGGUAUACUGUGAUGGAUGAUUGCUUAGUACAGUAUAUAAGAUUUUAACUUAUUUUUCUUUCUUAA
Olea europaea var. sylvestris is the source of this 1350-nucleotide messenger RNA. RefSeq lists its product as uncharacterized. The record is from RefSeq and is a predicted model, not a curated record. The transcript has 2 exons. Bases 464 to 949 code for a protein of 161 amino acids. Lineage: Eukaryota; Viridiplantae; Streptophyta; Magnoliopsida; Lamiales; Oleaceae.